UCUGUCGACGUCAGAUGCGUCCUCAUUAAUCCGUGGUUGCGUCUGUCGACGCCAGUUCGGCAUCAUCAUGACACAUAAAAGAGAGAAAUGUAACAGGAGAAGCUGUGUGUCUCCAACUUCCGUCCAUGAAUCUGCAGCCACCGAAGACGCCAAACCCGUGGAACUUGAGGAAAGAGUCAUGACACCCCUGCGUAGAAGGAUGCAAGAAGCAGCAAAAACAGCUUGGGCUGGUGAAAGUGUUGCGGUAGUCAUAAGUGACAUAUUGGGUCCACAUGCGCGCAAUGAAUGGAAUCUUCCUGUGGGUUCGUACAAGAAUUCGUUCUGGAGAUUGACAAGAAGAGUGUCUUCUCCUAGUAAGAUCAAGAUGAUGCUGUCCAAGUCGCUCGUUCUCUCCUGCUCCCUAGGGUCACCACAACUUGUCAAGAACCUCUUGGAUGCUGGGGCAGAUCCAAAUUGUGAAUCGGGACACUGGGGCCCAGUGCACUCAGCUGCUUAUGGAGGCAAUGUGGAAGUAAUGAGGAUACUGUUGGAGGAUCCACGGACCAUUGUGAGCACUGUGGAGAAGAAAGGCUACACAGCCUUGCAUCUAGCAGCAUUAAGAGGGAACUUCGAAAUUAUGAAGGUGCUUCUAGAAAUGACAAAAGUGGAUGUCAAUGCUGUUGAUAAAGCUGGAUGCACUGCUCUGCACAUUGCAGCAACAUCAUCACUUCUAGGAGAAGUAUCUAAGGACAGAUUCUUAUGCUGCAUUUCCUUGUUGAUGGAUCGGUCUGACCUUAAAGUGAACAAACCUGAUAAGGAUGGUCUGACAGCAUUAAGCCGCACCAUCAUGUUUUUACGCAAGGACAUGGCCCAGGCAAUGUUGAAACACAAGAAACAAGGGCACCGUCUAAAUGUGGACACAUUCCUAGGCAGCUAUUAUGGAAUAUCUAUCAGGGAAGCCAUCCAGCACACAUUUCCAGAAUUACUGCCAGAACUUCCUCCACCACUUCAAGAAAGAUCACUCUCUCCUGUUGGGGCCACUCAACUUCUGGCAUCUCUUCAGAAAGGAGAUUUCAAUAGCUUUCAAUCACUGCUUAAGAACUAUUCGCUAAACCUAACUCAUUGGUAUGAUGAACCAUACCAUAGUACAAUUAUAGAAAUUGCCUGUCAACUGCAGAACAGAGAAAACUUUGUGACAGAACUGUUGAAACAAGGAGCAAACCCAAACACUAUCAAUCCACUUACAUCACAGUCUCUACUUCAUGUGACAGCAAAAAGAGGAAAUACAGACAUUUUGCGGAUUUUGUUACAUGUGCAGGGCAUAAAUGUAAACAUUACUGAUUCAUAUGGACGUACACCUUUGCACUGCCUUGCUGGGGUCCAUUCCAGAACUGAAGCUGAAUCAAGUACCCUUCAGAAGUGUAUCGAUUUAUUACUUGGAAAAUCAGAACCAAUAAAUAAUAUGACUCCAGUAGUUGACCUUCAUGCUGUCACAUCAACUGGGGAAACAGCGUUGCACAUAGCAGCACGCAUGGGAGAUAGGGAAACUGUCCUGACACUUCUGAGACAUGGUGCAAAUAUCAUGCACAGUGUAUCAGGACUAGACCCUCCUUUGUCACACAUUGAUCCCUCUGUGCUAGAGUGUUUUCUAGAUGAGUGCAUUGACAGCAGCGAUGAGUCAUCGAUACAGCAGGACUAUAUGCUGAUCUUUGAUUAUAAUUUCUUGAAUCCAAUAAAAGGCGAUGAUGAAAACGGAACUGGAAAGAAACAGCGAUAUAGUGAUCCAGAGAUGCCAGCAUUAAAUUACCUCACAAGGAAAGAUAGACUAAAACAUUUGCUGAAACAUCCAGUAAUAUCAAGCUUUCUGACACUGAAGUGGAGGAAAAUACGUCUUGUGUACCUCAUAAACUUUGUGUUUUAUUGUCUAUUUCUUUCAGUUCUAACUUGGUAUAGUUUCCUCACAGGUAAAAUUGAAGAUGAAGAUAAUCAAGAAAGUGAGAAUAAAAGUGGAAAUGAAGAUGAAACUCUGAAACAAAAUAAGAAUGACCAUAAUGGUAAUGUCCUUGAACACAUGAUGGCACUUACAGCGCUCUCCACUCUCCUAGCACUCCUUGUUGUAAGAGAGACUUUUCAUUUCUUUAUGUCACCUAAAGCUUACCUAGAACACUCUCAGAAUUGGCUCCUUUUGGUAAUCAUUGUAACAACUCUUAAUGUCUGUGUGGAUGAUACGGUGCAGAUAUAUCCAGAAUGCACAGCUGUAUCUCUCCUUCUAGCAUGGGCUCAAUUUGUUUCAUUCUUAGGCGGGUUUCCUGCCUUUUCCAUUCAUCUUGAAAUGUUAAAAACUGUAGCAUGGACUUUCUUAACAUUCAUUAUAUGUUAUUCUCCACUACUCUUUGCAUUUGGCAUAAGUUUUUACACAAUGUUUCGAAACAGUGGCUCUGCUGAAGAUGAGUUUUUCUCCUCAAACCUUGGUAUGUCCAUGCUAAAAGUUUUUAUAAUGUUUGCUGGUGAAUUUGAGGCAUCUGAUAUCCCAUUUGAAGCUGCUCCACUCACAAGCCAGUUGGUCUUCACUGUAUUUGUAUUUUUGAUUUCAAUUGUUCUUCUAAACCUUCUCAAUGGUCUGGCAGUAAGUGAUGCUCAAACAAUAAGAAAUGAUGCCAAGAUACUUAGUUUAAGUGCUCGAGUGAAGUUAAUAUCUUACAUGGAGAAAACAAACUCUAGGCGUAUUCACUUCUUCUCAGUUUUUCGAAAUAUGCUUGAUAGAAAGUUAAGAGUAUUUCCAAACAGAAAGGAAGGUACAGUUGAAGUAAAUGGAAUUGUUAUUAAGAAUACAUUCCUAGUCCGUGAAACGGUGCAACAAGCAAUUUCUCUCAUUUCUGAUAGAAAGAGAAGGUCACAAGAAAAUGAAAACAAAUUGAAAAAUGAAAGUGAAAAGCAUCUGCAAAAUAAACUAGCAGAUAUGGAAAAGUACCAGCUGGAUAUGAACAAGCAAAUGAAUGAAAUAAGAAUAAAGUUAGAUCACCUUGAUAAAGCCAACAAGGAAACACUAAACAAGCUUAAUGAAAUAUUUGCGCUUGUGCUGCAGUCAUAUGACAAAUGACUGCUCUGAAACAACAUUCAAAUAUUUUAUUUAUUUUUCAUGACACAAUAUAUUUUGAUACAAGUUAUGAAUAUUGUAGAUAUGAAAAUUUGCUAACAACAUUUAAGCAAUGUAGAUACUUGGACAUAAAAUUAUACAUUCAUUUAUGCUUCAAUUCACUUGGAUUAUUGUUAUCUAACUAAAAUAAUAUUUAUUUUCAUGUUUAAUAUUAUUACAUCUGUAUUUUAGCCAUAUGAAACAGAUUUUGGCAGAUCUAAUUUUUUCACAAUUCUUGUUUUUCAAAGAAAAUUUGGCCACUACUGAUUCAUCUGUAACAGUAUUUAUAUGUGAGAAAAUGGUACAGUGAACUCCAUUGAAAACUGAAUGCAUUUUACAAGUUGCAUAUGAAUGAGCAAGUUAUUAGUUCAUUUAACAGCAGUGGAUAUAUUCACAUUUCUUCCUCAGAAGAAUCAACAUUUUUCUAUCAGAAAACUUGUAUUUUUGUCAUACUAUUUGAAAAAACAGCAUCAAUUCACCAUACACAGUGAAAUGGUAAUAAGACAUGUAAGACAUGUAUAGCCUAUAUGAAGGAAAUACAGGGCUACCAAGACAUUACUGGCAGCAGUAUGAAAUACUUGGCCAAGAACACUCACAAUAAACCUCACUUGCCUUUCAAAUCAGUUAACCUGAUGGAAGUUUGUAAGAAACAUUAAUGGGUCUGUCAGUAUAAGCUUUAGGUUUCCAUAAAUUCUGCAUCCUGGAAAGCUCUUACCAUGUACAUAAUAGAACCUGGUUGUUUUAUAUACAACUGAGAUUCAUUUUAACUAAUUUCACACAAAUUAAUCCCUGUGUCACAAAAAAUGAAAAGUAGUAGCAUGGAAUAAGAAUCAAUAUUUACAAUAAUUUUGUUAGUACUCUUUUAAGUUAAAAUUAAUAUUACACAACUGCACUUGCAUAUACUGUUUAAUUGCAUUGUUUACUAUUCAUUGUUAAGUUGUAACAAAUAAAGCAAACUGCAACAAUUCCUAUAACUAGGUGUAAAGUAACAUUUUUUAUGUAAUUCAUAAUCAGAAUCUGUCUGUAUAUGUUAAUGCCCAUAAUUACUCUAACCAAUAAAUUUAUAUGCAGUACCUUCCAGUUUAAACUUUGGUUGGCUGUACUGUUAAAA
Molecule: messenger RNA, 4226 nt
Organism: Cryptotermes secundus
Lineage: Eukaryota; Metazoa; Arthropoda; Insecta; Blattodea; Kalotermitidae
Product: transient receptor potential cation channel protein painless
Exons: 5
Coding region: 68-3079 (1003 amino acids)
Biological process (GO): monoatomic ion transport; transmembrane transport
Cellular component (GO): membrane
Molecular function (GO): monoatomic ion channel activity; protein binding
Source: RefSeq, a predicted model, not a curated record